GUGCGGUGAAAGGAGCCUGCCGGCCCGGCUGCCUCGCCCAUUAUAGGUAUCUUAUGCAAGCCGCACUACCGCUCAGCCGUAGUUCAGGUUUUUAUCUCAUUUGAUAAAGACGUAGCGCAGCGGUGUUGUAAUUAGAAACAAGUGAAUCAGGGAGGAUGGUUCUGAAGCUCUAUGUGGUGUCGGAUGGGCCGCCGUCGCUGUCAGUGCGGCAGGCUCUGGCCCUACUGGAGAUACCCUUCCAGCAGAUUGAUGUUGACUUCGGCAAGGGAGAACACAUGACAGAGGAAUAUGCGCUGAUGAAUCCACAAAAGGAGAUCCCGGUCAUGGACGACGACGGUUUCUUCCUCAGCGAGAGCAACGCUAUCCUGCAGUACAUCUGCGAUAAGUACCAGCCAGGCACCCCACUUUACCCCCUGGAUCCACAGAUAAGGGCCGUAGUAAAUCACCGGCUAUGCUUCAACCUCUCCACCUACUACGCGAACAUAUCGGCGUACACGAUGGCGCCAAUUUUCUUCGACUAUGAACGCACUCCACUCGGGCUGAAGAAAGUGCACAUGGCGCUGGCCGUGUUCGAGACGUACCUCUCCCGCGCCGGCACCACGCACGCCGCCGCCGACCACCUCACCAUCGCCGACUUCCAGCUCAUCAACUCCACUAUGACCCUCGCUAUUGGCUUUGACUUCUCCAAAUAUGAAAAGGUCAGCCAGUGGUACGAGGACUUCAAAAAAGACUAUCCAGAGCUAUGGAAGAUCUCAGAAGAUGCUAUGAAGGAGAUCCAGCACUUCGCCGCCAACCCCCCAGAUUUGAGUCACAUGAACCAUCCAAUACACCCCAUUCGUAAAACUAAGAAAUAAAUUUAACUAUAGUAUAAAAUUGUAAACUCGAGAGAACACACGUUUACAUUUUAAUAGCUUUGCUUUGCUUCCUUCAGGUUCAGGCUAUAAACCGUGUUGAGAUACCUUCUCAUUAAAUAAGUAGGUGCUUUUAAUAUUUGGUCUGCGAUCGUGCCAUUAUUGUAAAUGUGUUUUCUCUCAAGUAGAUACUUCACAACUAAAUAAAUUUCGAAGUUUCGGCGCUAUCCGGAACCGGAGACGCAUCGUCUCCUGUAUCCCAGGCAGGUGUUAGAACAACAUUCCGAGUGGUUGAUGCACUGUAAAUAAAAUUGAAUAUAUAUGCGAUUAUGUAUAAGAUAA
Leguminivora glycinivorella is the source of this 1193-nucleotide messenger RNA. RefSeq names its product glutathione S-transferase 1-1 (gene gfzf). Gene Ontology annotation, biological process: glutathione metabolic process. Gene Ontology annotation, molecular function: glutathione transferase activity. The record is from RefSeq and is a predicted model, not a curated record. Lineage: Eukaryota; Metazoa; Arthropoda; Insecta; Lepidoptera; Tortricidae.